Messenger RNA from Helobdella robusta, 669 nucleotides. RefSeq lists its product as hypothetical. The record is from RefSeq and is a predicted model, not a curated record. Lineage: Eukaryota; Metazoa; Annelida; Clitellata; Rhynchobdellida; Glossiphoniidae. The coding region runs from base 1 to 669 and encodes 222 amino acids. The transcript has 3 exons.
AUGAAUUUGAUUGCCUUGCAAACCAUAGUAGCACUUCAAUGUGUCUCCGUGCAGCCGCUGAUUUGCGCUGAUUGUUACUUAGACAUCCAGUUUGUAGAUGGACUUUAUGAUUUUAAUGACCCCUGUUUUGUUAGCCCUCCUACUAUCGAGUGCAACCUUGAAAACGACGCUUGCCAUUCUUAUUUGUUUGUGAACAGGACAACAAAAUUUCUUCAAUUCUGGAGAAAAUGCGGAGAAAAAGACAAAACAAGUUUUUCAACAUCGGACUACGACAGUACAAGAUUAUGGGUUCAUUUGGAGGGAGAUAAAAGUAACUGUGGUAAACCAGAUGAAAUGUUCACUAUUGGAGAACGCGUAUCAGAAGAGGACAGAGGCUUUUAUGAAGAAAAUAUCGUUAAAAAUUGGAAAAAUUCCAGCUGCGUUGAUAAAUCUAUCAGUGAUGAUAAAAAUGAUGGUGAAGAUGAUCGUGAAAAAACUAAUCCGCAAGUUGAUCCUGAAGUUCACCCCGAUAGUCAUCCCGGGAGUGAGCAGGAAGUUGGUGGUCAAAAUGUUGGUGAGAAUAAUUCAACUGAGACUACAGAUUGUGAGAAACCUGAUGAAAAUUCCGGAGAUGACAGCCAACAGCCAUUCAAGGCAACGACCAAGGUCAAUAAUGAAGAAGAGGACUGA